Molecule: messenger RNA, 4980 nt
Organism: Meleagris gallopavo (turkey)
Lineage: Eukaryota; Metazoa; Chordata; Aves; Galliformes; Phasianidae
Gene: PPARGC1A
Product: PPARG coactivator 1 alpha
Biological process (GO): positive regulation of transcription by RNA polymerase II
Cellular component (GO): nucleus
Molecular function (GO): RNA binding; transcription factor binding
Source: RefSeq, a predicted model, not a curated record
UUAAUCACAGCGUGGUGCUGCUGGAGACUCAAAGGUCUGAGUGGCUUUUAAAAAGAUUUACUUCGCUCAGCCUGGGUCUGCCUCUGAGCGACGUCACGGCUGGAGCGGCGGCACAAGAAGGCUGGAUGAGUGACAGCCCAGCCUACUUUUUAAAGCUUUGUCAUGUGACGGGGACCAGUAGUAAGACAGGUGCCUUCAGUUCACUCUCAGAAAGGGUCUCGUUACUGCAUGCGUGUGUGCUCCCUGCCCGGCUCUGGAUUGCGCCUCGCGAGCGGCACUGCUGCGGUUCGGGAGCUGGAUGGCGUGGGACAUGUGCAACCAGGACUCUGUAUGGAGUGACAUCGAGUGUGCUGCUCUGGUUGGUGAAGACCAGCCUCUCUGCCCAGACCUCCCAGAACUUGACCUCUCCGAACUAGAUGUGAACGACCUGGAUGCAGACAGCUUCCUGGGGGGGCUCAAGUGGUACAGCGACCAGUCUGAGGUCAUCUCCAACCAGUACAGCAAUGAGCCUGCCAACAUCUUUGAGAAAAUAGAUGAAGAGAAUGAGGCAAACUUGCUAGCAGUCCUCACUGAGACACUGGACAGCAUCCCUGUGGAUGAGGAUGGAUUGCCUUCAUUUGAUGCACUGACAGAUGGAGAUGUGACCAAUGAACAUGACGCCAGCCCUUCCCCGAUGCCCGACGGCACCCCUCCGCCCCAGGAGGCAGAAGAGCCGUCUCUACUCAAGAAGCUCUUGCUGGCUCCAGCCAACACUCAGCUAAAUUACAAUGAAUGCAGUGGUCUCAGCACACAAAACCAUGCAAAUACAAAUCACAGGAUCAGAACAAGCCCUGUGGUUGUUAAGACUGAGAAUUCGUGGAGCAAUAAAGCGAAGAGCAUUUGUCAACAACAAAAGCCACAAAGACGUCCCUGCUCUGAACUUCUCAAAUAUCUGACUACGAAUGAUGACCCUCCUCAGAACAAACCAGCAGAGAACAGGAACAGCAGCAAAGAGAAAUGCACCUCCAAAAGGAAGCCCCAUCUGCAGUCUCAGACAAAUCACCUGCAAGCCAAACCAACAAGUUUAUCACUUCCGUUGACGCCUGAGUCUCCAAAUGAUCCCAAGGGUUCCCCAUUUGAGAACAAGACUAUUGAACAAACCUUAAGUGUGGAACUCUCUGGAACUGCAGGCCUAACUCCACCUACGACCCCUCCUCAUAAAGCCAACCAGGAUAAUCCUUUCAGGACUUCACCUAAGCCGAAGUCAUCAUGCAAGACUGUUGCACCACCUUCAAAAAAGCCCCGUUAUAGUGAGUCUUCCAGUUCUCAAGGAAACAACCCAGUCAAGAAGGGUCCAGAACAGACUGAGCUGUAUGCACAGCUUAGCAAGACUACAGCACUGUCCAGUGGACAUGAGGAGAGAAAGACAAAACGGCCCAGUUUGCGGCUGUUUGGUGACCAUGACUACUGUCAAUCUGUGAAUUCAAAGUCGGAAAUACACAUUAAAAUAUCCCAGGAACUUCAGGACUCCAGACAACUAGAAUUUAAGGAUUCUUCACCUGGGUGGCAGUGUCAGAUUUGUUCUUCUUUAGAACAAGACCAGUAUUUCAAGAAAGAGACUUUACAGACAAGUAAGCAGGGAUCCCAAGGUAAUAACAGAAAACAGCUCCAAGACCAAGAAAUUCGGGCUGAACUGAAUAAGCAUUUUGGUCACCCCAGCCAAGCUGUUUUUGAUGAAGAAGCAGAUAAGACCGGUGAACUAAGGGACAGUGAUUACAGUAAUGAACAAUUUUCCAAACUACCUAUGUUUAUAAAUUCAGGACUAGCAAUGGAUGGUCUCUUUGAUGACAGUGAAGAUGAAAGUGAUAAACUAUGCUACCCUUGGGAUGGGACACAAGCCUAUUCAUUAUUUGACGUAUCGCCUUCUUGCUCUUCUUUUAACUCUCCAUGCAGAGAUUCAGUAUCUCCACCCAAAUCCUUAUUUUCUCAAAGAUCCCAAAGGACACGCUCUAGAUCAAGGUCCUUUCCUCAACGCAGGUCUUGUUCCCGUUCUCCAUAUUCCCGAUCGAGAUCAAGGUCACCCUGUAGUAGAUCCUCUUCAAGAUCUUGCCACUGUUAUGAGUCCAGCCACUGUAGACACCAAGCACACCGAAGUUCUCCCUCACGUGCAAGGUCGCGAUCCAGAUCACCGUACAGUCGCAGACCCAGAUAUGACAGCUAUGAGGAAUAUCAGCAUGAAAGGCUGAAGAGGGAAGAAUACCGCAAAGAGUAUGAAAAACGGGAAUCUGAAAGGGCCAAACAAAGGGAGAGACAGAGGCAGAAAGCAAUUGAAGAGCGUCGUGUGAUUUACGUGGGUAAAAUCAGACCUGACACAACCCGAAAAGAACUGAGGGACCGGUUUGAAGUUUUUGGUGAAAUAGAGGAGUGCACAGUAAAUUUGCGGGAUGAUGGAGACAGCUAUGGUUUCAUCACCUACCGCUAUACUUGUGAUGCCUUUGCUGCUCUUGAAAAUGGAUACACUUUACGCAGGUCAAAUGAGCCUGACUUUGAGCUGUACUUUUGUGGACGCAAGCAGUUUUGCAAGUCUAACUAUGCAGACCUAGAUUCAAACUCAGAUGAUUUUGAUCCUGCUUCCACUAAAAGCAAGUAUGACUCCAUGGAUUUUGAUAGUUUACUUAAAGAGGCACAACGGAGCCUGCGCAGGUAACAUGUAUCACACCCGAGGAAAACGGAGGGAUGGCGAAUACCUCACGGACAUCACGUCCUUCAAUAAUGGACAAUUAAAAGUCAUACUUAGGAAUUUCUCCUACUUUACACUCGCUGUUCAAAACCAUGGUUUACAUGAACACAGCUGCUCGAGGAGGGAGGAGGCAGAAUGGCUUUCCAGCAAGCACACGCGUGUCCAUGGGUGUCAGCUUUGCUUUCGCGGGUGACCGGUGGCGGGGCAGCCUGCGGUCCUCUCGCGACCGAGGGCAAACCACAUGUCAUGGCAGCAGUUCCACAGAGAUACACUUACAACGUAGAACUUCAAAAUGUGUACAUAGUGCAUUUUAACAAAACGAAAACAAAAGCAAAGCGAAAAAAGAACAAAUUUGCGAACUAUGGCUGCUGAUGUCUGGGAAUCAGACACUGCAUUUUUUUUUAAAUGAAGCUUCUUCUCACAACACAGUGAUAAAUGACAAUCCAGAAGAAACCGCAGGUCCCACAACCCUGCAAUGUGUUUUAGUUUUAAGAUCUUUCUUUUUUUUUUCUUUUUUUUUUUCUUGCAGAAGAGAAAAUGAAAGGCUAAAGCUUCCCUAACAUUUUGAAGUUUCGUCUUUUAAUUCUGACACCCAUGUAAAUGUCUACAACGUUGAUCUUCCACAGCAAAGUUUUCAAAGCCGUGUUAAUGGUCAAAUGUGCAGCUUGUUCAGCGAUUUAUUCUAAUGAGCGGACGUGGUGUUACAUUAUUAAUGAGAGUUGGAUAUAACUAUCUGGGUGUGAGCGCAGAUAGUUAAUUUGCUACGUUCUCUAAAGUAGUUGAGUAUUUACAGAUGUUAAAUGGAGUAUUUUUAUUUAUGUACAUACUGUAUGACAAUGUUCUUUUUUGUUACAGCUAUGCACUGUAAAUGCAGCCUUCUUUUCAAAAAACUGCUGAAUUUUUCUUAAUCAAGAAUACUCAAAUGUAAUUAUAUGAGGUGAAACAAUUAUUGUACACUAACAUAUGUAGAAAGCUGAACUUAUGCUUAUAUAUAUUUGAUUGUAAAAAAAAAAAGAGAAAAGCGUGUGGGUGAGGACGUGCGAGUGUGCGUGUGUCUGACUGCAAAAACGCUUUACACACAUUCAUCCCUUCCUUGGUGAGCUUAUGUAAGAAUUUUGUCAACAAUGAUCCUAGCCCAAAAGGCGUUAACCACUUCUGCAGUAUUUUUCCACAUUUUUCUCAUUGCUUGUUUUUUUUUGCAGUUUUAUACACUGAAUUUGUUAGGGGAAUGAAAUUUUCUCAUCUAAAUUUUUCUAGGAGAUACCAUAAUUUUAUGUAAAGUCUCUCAAAUGGGUAAUCAUUAAGAAAUGUUUUUAUUUUAUGUAUCAACAGUAGUUUUGGAACUAGAGAUCAGAAAUCUUUUUAAAAUGCUAUUUUAUUUUAAUUUUUGUGAUUUUAAUUUGAUAAAAAUACGCUGAGGUACUCAGUACAGUAUGAUUUUUACAGUAAUUCUGUGUCUAAACACUGUUCUCGAAGCCAGUAAUCUUUUCAUUGGCAGAGUUUAAUGAUGGUAUUUAUCUAUAUUUUUUACAGUUAUGCAUCCUGUAUAAAUACUGAUCCUUCAUUCCUUUGUUUACUAAAGAGACAUAUUUAUCAGUUAUGAUUAUCCUAUUUAUUAUAAAUUAUGAGAUGACUAAAAUAAGAAAAAGGCCAGUGGAAAUUUUAUACCUAGGAUGCAUGAUGAUUGUCAGUUUGGAGUAAGUGCUUCGUCUGAAAAUUCAGCUUUUGCAGAAGCAGUGGUUUUUGUUGUUUUUUUUGUUUUUGUUUUCUUUUUUACUAUGCACUAGCAUGGCCUCAGAUGUGCCCAUGACAUUGUUGCUGAUGACAUUGCUUCUGCUAAAUUAAAUAGAAACUUCAGGAAAGUGGAAAGAAAAAAGAACAAAAACACAACCGUUAGCUACUACUAUUCUGAGCAUCAGAAUUUCACCUGAUCUUGGAGACUCUAGACUGAAUCAGCAAAGUUUGGAAUUUGCUUGCGAAUGUAUAGAUUUGGUAUUCUAUUACUGUUUGGCAUUCAUGACUCCUCUUAAAGGUAUGGCACACCUAACUAUUUAAUCUCCUUUCCCACUCCCAAUCUUAGAAAACUGAUUCCACCCCAUGCCAGUGCAGUUGAUUUUGAUGGCUGCAUUCAUUUUAUCACCAGCAUAUUGUGUUCUGAGAGAUUCCACUGUCUGUCCUGUUGGAUGCUUGCUUGAUUUUUCGGCUUCUUAUUUCUCAGUAGAUAGAUAGCAAUAAAAAUAAAAAAGAAAAAGGAAAAAAAA